AUGGAAGCUGCUGAGCUUGGAGCAUGCGGAGGAGGUGGAUGGACGCUGGUCAUGAAGAUCGAUGGCAAACAGGUAGCAGCAGCGGUGCAACAAUUUUAGUAUUCAUUGAUAAUAUAUUGCCCGCGUUCAUGAUUGGAUCCAAUUCCUCGACUAAUUCUUCAUAACCAACCUCCGCUUAUAUUACCAUAUUCGGAAGAUGUAGGAAAUAUACAUGAUCGAUUGUAUGGUAUAUUUAACAAUUAAUGAAUGAGGCUGAGUAUCUUAUGAAGAAUUAUGGAGAUCGAGGAGGAUGUUAUCCGUCGAGGCCGUAGGCCGAGGCGGAUAACACCCUCCGAGAUCUCCAUAAUUCUUCAUAAGAUACGAAAGCCGAAUUCAAUAAUUGUUUUAUUAUUCAUUCAAAAUAAUUCCUAGUUUAAAAACAAAGCUAAAACAUGCUUACCUCCAUCGUGUUAAGUUCACCUUCUAUAGUGCACGUUUAGGGUUUUCCGGCUCGGCAAAUGUUCUCCAAAUAGCCUCCGAGAUCUCCAUAAUUCUUCAUAUGAUGCGAAAGCCGAAUUCAAUUAUUGUUUUAUUAUUCAUUCAAAAUAAUUCCUAGUUUAAAAACAUGGCUAAAACAUGCUUACCUCCAUCGAUCCAACGAUGUUAAGUUCAUCUUCGAUAGUGUACGUUUAGGUUUGUCCAGCUCCGCAAAUGUUCUCCAAAUAGCAGACGUCGCCCUUCGAGUUGUCUUCUUGCUGUUCUUGCCAUGUUUUUAGCUAUUUUUUCGCCUAGUUCUUACUCUUGAAACGAGUGAAAUGUCCACCAUUUUUCAAGUUCACAACCAAAACAAAUAACCCUCGUCCCCAGGUCUUCUCGGUUAACGGUGCAUUAACCUGCAAGAACGCUGCAUUUUUGCACGUCAUUUCCUCGCUAAACACAAAAUUCUUCCAAAUUUGGUCUUCAGUAACUGGUUAUGAUGAAUUAAAAAUGUGCUUUUAGCCAAUCAGAAUCGGAGAAAUAUUUUGAAUGAAUAAUAAUGCCCAUUAUUAAAAACUGGCUCAUUGGAUAAUGCAAUUCUAGUGCUCUGAUUGGCUUAGCCAUCAUGGUAUAUGAGCCAUUAUACCAUGCUCUCCAAGUAUGGUAACUGUACGCGUCUGCUCAAAAUUAAAAACAAGCUGAAAAUCGGUUGUUUUUACAAAUAAAGUCGGGAGGAAUUCUCGAUACUGUUUUUGGGCGUUUUUGAUAAAACAAUUAUUCUACUCGCCCUUGUUGGAUAUGAGAUGAUUGUAGCCAUCUCGGCGCUACGCGCUUCUUUGGCUAGUCUAUCAUUUCAUAUCCAACGCGCACUCGUGGAAUAAUUGUUAAAUGACUCAUCGAUCAACCUCGAGCAGUUUCCUUUAAACUACUUUUUUGCUAAAAUUGCGACCGAGAAUUGCUAGCAAAUCAGUUUGCGACAGAUUGCAAUCCUGGACAUAAGUGAACAACGGAGCUGGUUUUAGAAAAGUAACUAAACAGCUGUUAAACAAUUAGCUGAAAGGAAGCUAACAUACCGUCAGCUUUUGGCUGGGGGUACAGGUAUUGAAAUAUCAAAUAUGGAAAUUGCCAAUCCAUACUGGACCGCACGGUAUGGGAGUCUGUUGUGUAAACCAUUCCGGCUCAUGUUUCAAAUUAGCUGUUAGGUAAAUUUUAAGCUUUGGUAUGAAUGGGGCGGGAGUGAUAUCAAUCCAGUGCAAUCCUUGGGGCAAGUUUUUUUAAUAGCGCACGAACAAAACGUUUAUUUUCUGAAAGGUUGAUGGUUUAAGAUCAAUUGUUAGUUUUAUAAUGAAGUAGCUGAAUUUUUGUACAAAAAUUGAUUUUAUUUAAUUUCUACCCUUUUUGGCAUAUUUUCUACCAUACUAAUGUUGCGCAAAAGUGGGCGAUCCGAGAUAGCCCAUGAGGACAAUCUUGUGUGCCGCUCGCAGAAAUAUUACCGCGAAGGUUUCUUACAAGAAUAGGGCUUUACUGACAAACCAUGAGUCUAAUAUGGCUCGAUUUUGGCUGAGUUCCUUUUUAUUUGCGUUUUUAUGAAUCGACACCGAGUUGAGGUCCAUAAAAACGCGAAAAAGAACCAGCCCAGUAUCCAGUCAUCUUGACCGAAGAUUUGGUAAAUCAAGGAUUUAUUACAUGGCCAAAAGGAAAUUGUUUUUCGCACAGACCACAGGAUUCGUUUCAUCUUGACGGGUCGUAAAACGGCUAGUCAUAUCAGUGAUGUAGCCUCUUCACACUGGCUCACUAGUACACCGAGAUGGCGGCCAUUGACCAUCAUCUCAGCGAAAUGUUUAGAGGAAUCUCGCCAUGUCACGUCAUUUACCUGGCUGGGGUAUUUAUUACAUUAUUUUAAUUCUUACCAGGCGUUUGAUUGUAUUCGCCUAGAUAUUCUCAAAACUACUUGGGGAAGGUGAGGAGGUUGGAUGUAGUUGACCCCCAGGGCCCAGAAGGCCAAAUUGGAUAGUCUUACAAACUUUUGGAGCAGAAUGUGACUGCUGUGAUGUCAUGUGAAAACAGUUUGUUAAUUGACGAUAUAUCAUUCUUUAUCUGUUUAGAAUACCUUUCAUCACAUUUCAAAAUUGUGGACCAACAGGAAGGACCAUAAUCCCUCUGCGGGAAAGACCGCGCUUGAUCAUCAAGAAACAAAAUUACCCACCUACUGGAGCACACCAUUCACUAAGAUCUGCCUCGCUAUGAAGAUCAGCCAUCAAGUUAAUUCGAUCGUCAUCAACAAACAAGCCAACUCCUUACACUCCCUGAUCGCUGACGGAAACUACCGUUCGACGUCACUGGGUCGUGACACCUGGAAGAAGCUGAUUGGCCAAUAG
Molecule: messenger RNA, 2834 nt
Organism: Porites lobata
Lineage: Eukaryota; Metazoa; Cnidaria; Anthozoa; Scleractinia; Poritidae
Source: the annotation of a GenBank genome assembly